UCUCCUUCCUGUGAAAUGUGAACAUUACCGGAUAUCCAUUGUUGAGGGACGCCAUAUAAUUACCGAGUUUGACCGAAGGGAGGACACUUGUUCAUUUUCUUCACCCAGCGGGUUUGGAUCACUUCAACAAGCUUCAGUAUGUCUCAGGCUCGGGUGACUGACUUCUUCUCUCAAAGAAAGAAAGGCCUCGCCGGUCCUGUGAAACCGACCAAGCAGCGUACCGGCGGUGUCGUCCAACGUGGAUCCUCACGGAAUAAUACAAACAUUGCCAGUACCAGAUCCUCUACAAACAAGGGUGUUUUGCUGCGUUCGUCAUCCGUCCACGACGAGUUUGUCCGAGUUAUUGAUGAAGUGGUGGGUCUAAGUGAAGGAGAGUGUGCUAGUAGCAGCGUAAGGAAAUAUUCUCCCCCCAGCCCCAGGACACCGAAGAGGACCUCGACGAACGGUGAGUUUGACCUCGGGGCAGCCGUGUUUUCAGCCACCUCCGACCACAGCACGGCCAAAAAAAGACGACAAGACAAAGACACCAAAUCCAACAUCCCAGAGAAAUCAACCAGGAGGAAGGCGAGGAAGAAACUGGUCUUACCUCAGGACUCACCACAGGUUGUAGUCCGGCCCAGCUCAGCUCCAGCAGCCCUCCCCGGACCCAGUUCAGAGAGCCAUGUCAACUCACUAACCCACAGCCCCCCCCAGCAGGACGAGGCCGUCAACAAGACGAGUGAAGAGCAGGCCAGCAAGGCUCUGUGCAAAGAUGGCAUUGCAACUCUCAAGGCCCGUCUUCAGAGGAUCAAGAAACAAGCUGAUAAAGUGGCGAGUGCUGCUUUCGAUGCCACGCCCUCCACUUCUGGAUCUCCAACCGGCCCAGCACCUAAAAACACACUCUCCCCGGACCCCCAAACCGCCACGCUCCUAACGUCUGAAGCCAAGGCUCUGAAGUUCUCUGUAGCGCGAGCCAGUGAGCUUGCAGCUAAAGCUCAGAGGAAGAAGGAAGAGAGGGGGGCAGAGGAGAACAAGCAGAGAGAGGAAUGUACGGAGCAGGCAGCAUACCAGCGAUAUCACAACCUUGCCCAGGCAGCAGCCCCUGGCCUCUCACUGCCGUACCAGUACAAAGUUCUGGCCGAGAUGUUCAGGAGCAUGGACACAGUGGUCGCUAUGCUGUACAACCGCUGUGAGACGGCUACCUUCACCAAGCUCAAACAGGGAGUCCAGGAUAUGAUGCACAAGCGGUUUGAGGAGAACCACGUGUGUCAGAUAAAGACAGUUUUUCCUGAGGCCUACACGUUUAGACAGGAGAAGAACAUCCCCACCUUCAACAGCAGCAUAAAGAAGGGCAGCCACCAGCUAACUGUGGAGCCUGUCUUUCCUUCUGACCAGAAUGAAUCCCGCCCUCUCCUGUCAGCCUCUUGUCUCCUUGACAGACGACGCAUCUUCCACCAGAAGCUGGUCUCCAUCGUCAAACAGCAUCAUAAGGUCUUCCUGUCCUCGCUGGUUCCUCCGGUGGCUGUUCCAGACGACAAACUAACCCGCUGGCAUCCUCGCUUCAAUGUGGACACUGUGCCAGGUGUCCAAAGCAGCUCCCUACCUCAGCCCCCUCACACGGAGAAACUGUCCACAGCUCAGGAGGUUCUGGACAAGGCUCGAUCUCUGAUUACACCCAAGAUGGAGAAGGCUCUUGUUUCACUGGCUCUAAAGACACAGGACACAGCUCCAGAGAGUAAAGAGCCAACAUCUCCACAGAGCCCGACAGUCAGCCAAACAACCGCUGCCUCUACUGCUCAGCUUCCAACAGCCCUGAAAGGAGUUUCCCAGUCUCUGCUGGAGAGGAUCAGGGCAAAGGAGGCUCAGAAGCUACAGGCUGCCAUGACCCGAAACUCCACCCAAGAGGAGCGCCUGUUGAUGAUGUCACGACUCCCGGAGUUGGCACGGAUUCUUCGGAACGUUUUCGUCUCAGAAAAGAAGCCGGCUCUAAUCAUGGAAGUUGCCUGUAACAGGAUGGUGUCGAGCUACAGAUCCGCUCUCAGCACAGGUGAAAUGGAGAAACAUAUACGUCUACUGGCAGAGGUAGCAGCUGAUUGGCUGGCUAUUCAUCCAAUUAGGAAGGACUUCUACCUGAAGUUGAACAAGACCAUGGAGCUGAACAUUGUUCUGGACAAACUGAGUAACAGACUCAGAGAAGAAGAGAGACUCUAAAAACAAUGAGUGAUGAUCUGCUGGCCUUUCACAGUUAACCACCCACUUUCCUCAGCGCUGUGCUACAUGAGCCGCCAGCAGACUGAACACUAGUUGGUUUAAACUCCCCUUUUGUGAAUUUUAUUGGUUGCCUGUCACAGGCUUUUUAGAGGUAAGGUGACACCGACAGCCUGUACACUAGGCUGUCGGUGUAAAUAAUUACAGAUUGUCCUAACCACGUUCGGAGGGUGCACGUUUGUGAAAAGAUUCCGGGGCUAUAAUGGUAACGGCUAGUCUUGGUUAUCCUGCCAUCCUCCUGUUGUGAAAGAGAGUCACUUUGACCAGACCUUCUGUCAUUGACCUGUGCGUUUGGCCUUUUCAUUUUCUUUGAAAGUGUUUUAUUGUUCUGAACUGCUCUGCCUCGAGUCUUUUUGAGUGUCGCUUUUCUACAAUGUAGAACAGCUGAUGCUGAAUGUUUACAUUUUUAAAGCUCAUUGUUCGAUAAUGUUUGAGAAAUACAAGUAUUGGUAGGAUCCUUCCUGCCUUUUUUUUUUUUUUCCUUCUAUGAUCACAAUUUUAUUAAAUAUAACAAUCUGUAAAAUGCUAAGCAAUGGUUGCACUAAGUAUGGAAAAGUGAUGUCAAACUAUGUUUUAUCAAGAUUACACAUAAUGGGGAAAAUAUGAAAACAAAAAAAAAGUUAGAAAAAGAAACUUAAACAUCUUGUCUGGUUGACUAACAUGCUUUUUAAGGUUUCUACCUGAAGCAUUGUACAAUUUUGGAGCUUUUAAAGUAAUUUUUAGUCUUUUCAACUAAGAGGAAGUCUGGACGAUUCUAACUGAAGAGACAUCUUAUUUUAAAGGGCAUAGUUACAUUGUGGAUGUGGUACGAUUGUGAUACAACCCCUGUAUGGAAUGUCUACGUGAACAGGUAACAUGAGUACACACAGCAUGGGACCCCAAAAUGACCUCAGCUGGAAAAUAAAAAUGUGAAAUUUGGAAA
Labrus mixtus (cuckoo wrasse) is the source of this 3169-nucleotide messenger RNA. It is a transcript of the gene cdt1, whose product is annotated as chromatin licensing and DNA replication factor 1. Gene Ontology annotation, cellular component: nucleus. The record is from RefSeq and is a predicted model, not a curated record. Bases 139 to 2190 code for a protein of 683 amino acids. The transcript is spliced from 10 exons. NCBI's taxonomy places the organism in Eukaryota, Metazoa, Chordata, Actinopteri, Labriformes, Labridae. Gene Ontology annotation, biological process: regulation of DNA-templated DNA replication initiation; mitotic cell cycle; DNA replication preinitiation complex assembly. Gene Ontology annotation, molecular function: DNA polymerase binding; DNA binding.